CCUGCGCUUCCAGUACAAGCAUGCUCUCCGGAUGCUUGGACCGAAUCUCGUCGCCUUCACCUUCUCUGUGAGCUGACCUUGACUGCCUCUUACAGUUCCACACAUUUUGUAUUGAUAAUUCCUGCGCUGUACCGCGUUCUCCAUGGCUUCCUCGGACGACAAAUGCAUGCUGCAUAGAUGCAGGUCUCAAAGUGACCCGAACAUCCUCAGUGAGUCGGGCAUCGAUUCCACACACAGUGCAGAUGUGAUGGAGCAGCAGAGGGUGAUGCGCUCCAGCUGCUUGGUGAGCGGUGUGCACACUCCUCCCAUCCGCCGUCACAGCAAGCUGGCUACGCUGGGGCGUCUCUUCCGGCCUUGGAAGUGGAGGAAAAAGAAGAACGAGAAGAUGAAGCAGAGCUCAACAGAUGUGGCCUUGGCCAGUGGCCUCCACUCUCUGAAUAUCAGCUCUCCCAUUCAGAGUGUUUCGGAUGCGGAGCUCCGGCUGCCUGGCUCACAUGGGCCUAUCCUCAGCAUCAGCAGCAUGGAGUAUCUCAGCUCAGAACACGAGCAUCUGCCUACUGUUCCUGAUUUCAUAGAAGAUGGUGGAACAACAGAAGAGUUUAAUAGCACUGAGGAUGAGGAGGAUGAGGACAAGGAGGAAGAGCACACUCCAGUAGAUAAUGAUGACGGCAGAGAUGCUAAUACAGAGGAAAGAGACGAAGAUGAAGAUGAAGUAUCUCAAAGACAGUCUCCUUUGAGCAAUCAUUGCAUUCAGGUCACUCAGCUUAACACUGAGGAAGACCCUGCUAGCUUCACUCUCACAGCAGUGCCUCAGCCCAACUCAUUCCUCCCUAAAGAGGUUCCCAGAGUCCCAGAAGGCCCUAGUCCUGUACUUCUCCGAGGGCCUUUCUCCAAUACAGUGAGUUCACCUCAUAUAGGAACCCUGCAUCCUCCUUUGCCCCCUAGCAGUAUCAUUGAGGAACUGCACCGUGCCCUGGCAACGAAGCUUCGGCAAGAUAGUAUGGAGCGAGAGCCAAGUGGGGAGAUGGAAAGCAGGAAAGAGGCAGAGGAGAACAAGGAGAACAUGAGACAAAGUAACUGCUUCACUGAUGCCUCAGGAAUCAUAUACGACAUCGACAGCUGGAACGAGUCUGUCAUUUCUGGUACACUGCCACGGCGAAUGAGAAAGGAGCUGCUAGCUGUGAAGUUGCGGAAUCGGCCCAGCAAACAAGAGCUGGAAGACAGGAACAUUUUCCCUGUGCGCAGUGACCAGGAGAGACAAGAAAUCCGCCAGCAGAUUGAAAUGAAGCUCGCCAAGAGACUCAGUCAACGGCCGGCCGUUGAGGAGCUUGAGAGCCGAAAUAUUUUAAAACAGCGGAAUGACCAGACAGAGCAAGAGGAGAGGAGAGAAAUAAAACAGAGACUAAAUAGAAAGCUCAAUCAGCGGCCAACGGUCGAUGAAUUGAGGGAGAGAAAGAUCCUGAUUCGCUUUAGUGACUACGUAGAGGUUGCUAAAGCCCAGGAUUAUGACAGGAGAGCCGACAAACCCUGGACUAGACUAUCUGCAGCUGACAAGGCUGCCAUCCGGAAAGAGUUGAAUGAGUUCAAAAGCACUGAGAUGGAGGUACAUGCAUCAAGCAAGCACCUAACAAGGUUUCACAGGCCGUAGAAAAGGGUUUUCUUCUGUGAAGAAAGUUAAAAUAGACAUACAAUGGCGAAAUCCUGGAGAUGACGUCAUCCAUGGGAAGUGCUUAUUCUUCCACCUUUCCUGGUCUUGGGUGCAGUUAAUGACUGAAGCACCAAAGCAGGGGCACAGCACCUUGAGGAAAGAACAGCAGCUGUGGACCUCCGCUCUGAGGCUGGAGAAGAGGGGCCGUUAUGAAAGGAUUUGUGAUGUUAAAACUGAGUUUUUAAAUAACUGCUGAAAGAAAUCAACUCUGAGUGAAUGUUUGUGUGCAUGUGAGAUCCACUUUAAUGGAAAGAAAAAA
Molecule: messenger RNA, 1967 nt
Organism: Ictalurus furcatus (blue catfish)
Lineage: Eukaryota; Metazoa; Chordata; Actinopteri; Siluriformes; Ictaluridae
Gene: phactr3a
Product: phosphatase and actin regulator 3a
Exons: 12
Coding region: 143-1648 (501 amino acids)
Biological process (GO): actin cytoskeleton organization
Molecular function (GO): actin binding
Source: RefSeq, a predicted model, not a curated record